UGGCUGCUGCCCCCUCUCCUCCUCCUUUCUCUCUCAGUCCUGGGUGAGGAGACGCAGGGAAACACUGGGCCAUGAAGAGUGGGAUCCUACUAGCCCUUGUAGCCCUAGUCCCUCUGUGGUGCCAGGCUCAGGAGACUGAAGAACAGCGGUCCUGUGAUGGGGCAUUUGAUCUGUACUUCAUUCUUGACAAGUCUGGUAGUGUGAAGAACCACUGGCAUGAAAUUUACUACUUUGUUGAGAGCCUUACUGAAAAAUUUACAAGUCCCAUGCUCAGGAUGUCAUUUAUUGUCUUCUCCUCCCGGGCAACAACCAUCAUGAAGUUGACUGAAAAGAGAGAACUGAUACGCCAAGGCCUCCAAAAGCUUCAAACAGAGGUGCCUGGGGGUGACACAUUUAUGCAUGAAGGAUUUAAAAUGGCGAAUGAACAGAUCAAUCAGGAGAACAGAAGAAGUAACAGUGCGGCCAGUGUUAUCAUAGCGCUCACUGAUGGGGAACUGCAGCAAAACCAGUUCAACUAUGCAGAAAAUGAGGCUGAUAGAGCUCGGAGUUUGGGUGCCAUUGUUUACUGUGUGGGAGUAAAAGACUUUAAUGAAACACAGCUCUCCACCAUUGCUGACAGCCUCGACAAUGUAUUCCCCGUGACAGGUGGAUUCCAGGCUCUACAUGGAGUUAUUGACUCAAUCUUGAAGAAAUUCUGCAUAGAAAUUCUGGCUGCAGAGCCGUCCAGUGUCUGUGCUGGGGAGUCUUUCCAGGUGGUGGUACGAGGAAAUGGCUUCCAGAGCGCCCGUGACACCAGUCAAGUCUUGUGCAGCUUUAAACUCAAUGAUAGCUUCACUAUAAAUGAGAAGCCGUCUAUCAUAGAAAACACUUACCUGCUAUGCCCUGCUCCAGUAAUUGAAGAAGUUGGACAGGUGAUGUAUCUACAGGUCAGCAUGAACAUGGGCCUCAACUUUAUCUCUAGUUCUGUGAGCAUCACUAGUACACAUUGUCGCACUGGAAUCAUUCUGUUCAUUGCCCUGCUGAUACUCUUCCUUCUACUUUUCCUGGCUUUGCUUUGGUGGUUUUGGCCACUUUGCUGCACUGUGGUGAUUAAAGAGCCACCACCACCUCCUCCUCCAGCACCAGAAUCUGAUGAUGAGGAUGGUUUACCAAAGAAAAAGUGGCCAACUGUGGAUGCAUCUUAUUAUGGAGGAAGAGGCGUUGGCGGUAUAAAGAGGAUGGAGGUGAGGUGGGGUGAUAAGGGCUCCACAGAAGAAGGAGCAAAACUAGAGAAACCCAAAAAUGCUGUCAUUAAACUGCCAGAGCAAGAAUUUGAACCCUGGGAGCCUAAACCAAAGAAAAACAUGCGCCGUAAUAAUCCACAGGAGAGGAAAUGGUACAGUCCAAUCAAGGGUAAGCUUGAUGCGAUUUGGGCUCUGUUGAGGAGAGGCUAUGACCAAGUGUCACUAAUGAGGCCGCAGGCAGGAGACAAGGGACGCUGUAUCAAUUUCACAAGAGUUAAAGCUGAUGGAAGCCAGGCUAUCUAUAAGCCACCUGCCAGAAGUGCUUCACCAAGCCCUCCACCACCUCCAAUGCAAUCACCUAAACAGCCUCCUCAUCAACCACCACAGCGGCAACCUCCACCAGGUCCUCCACCUUCACGAAUGCCCCCAGGUCCACCCCCUUCUCGUCCUCCUCCUGAGCCUAUAAAUUGAGCCCAUGCCAUUGGCUUCUGUACGCUGGACUGAAUUUCACUUUGUUAAAGCAGCUGCACGACUGCAGUAAAAGAAUAGUUCUGGCCUGCAGUAGAUCCUGAAAUACCAAUAUGACUGGUGUGUUCACUUUGGAAGUAAGAACAGGACACAUCAUGCAUAAUAGUCAUUUUUACCUUCCCUAGUAGAUGCAUUGCAACUGUUCUGUUUUGAGAUGGCAUAUUUAUAUGGCCACUACAGUGCUCACAUAGGUCUUCAUUAUAACCCAGAGCUUCAUGAAUCCUGUGGCGUGCAGCUGCUUCUAACUCCUUCGCUGUUUGGAUGCUAGUCUGGCAGCCAAAGGGUUACAUGUACUCAGUCUAUUUAUUCUGUCUGUUUUUAUAUGUUAGAAAUGACAAAUGGAGUUUGUUGCUGGCCAGCAAAAUGUGCCCCAUUUGUGCUCAGGUGACAGCCUGACCUCAGUCAUCUCCUUUUGAAUCUUGUAUCAUGUAAACUCUAUUCAGAUCAGGUUUUCAUUUUUUGCUUCACAUUCGUAUACUAAAUUCCAUUAAAGGAAUAGCACUGGAUACCAGCUUGUACUGUCAGGCAUGCCAGCUAGGAUCCCUUCCUUGAUCCCAAUAGGUCCCAGUGGCCCAAUCAAUAGCAGUUCCCAUGCAGAAAUAUGAGGACAGCGCUAGGACAGGUUAGUGUAGAAGACCAACACAAGAGCAGGGCUGAGAUGAUGGCUCCUCUAGUUGAAGUUCUUAGCCUACUAUUGGCCUCAGACUGGUCUCUUGCCAUCUGCAGUGGGGGCAUCAGUUAUUCUAUCUCUUUGUAUAAAAUGUGUAUGUGAAAGUUGUGUACAGCAUUAGCAUGUGACUGCUGGGCAGUUCAAGUAAUUUAUAAGAUCUGCUGACAAUCUCCAUAACCUCCAUUCCAGUAGCCAGAAGUCACAAUUCAUUGGUUCUAACUCAGAUCUCAUCUUCUAAAAGAAGGAAUGUGAUUGAUUUGAAUACAUAUGUUUGUAAGUUUGUCCCUAUAAUUAAAGUUUCAGGAUUUUAGGCCUACACAAUCCAUCAUUCCAUCUUAUUUUUCUUAGGUCCAAUCCAACAAGUCUCUGGAAAUCACAAUUUAAAAUGUUUAAAAUUUGACUUUCACGCUACAAUAGUCUACAGCUAUUUAGAGGGGCAGUAGUUUGAUCUUCAUUGAGGUUAUUGAACCAGUAUCCUGCAAGUUCUAAGUUUAAAAUGAUGGAAUAGUGCAAAUUAAUGCAUGGAUGAAAGACACUGUGUUCAGACAGAAUGUUCUUCCAACCAUACUUUCAAAAACAAAUUAGAUUAGACUGGUUGGCUGAUAUUGCACAUAGUUGAUAUUUUCUAAAAAAGUGUUGUCAAACUUUGAGAAGAGCAAGAACACCAUUGAAACACCUGACCUCACAUAGCUCUCUAUGGUAAUGCCACAAAUAAUAGUAACCUAGUGCAGUCCAACAGUUGGCUCUGUUUUAAGGUUCCUUGUCUAGGGAUCUGUCUGUAGCAUACACAGUAGAGAAGGGGCAACAUAGCAAUUAAGGUGCACAUUAUAAUUUCUCUGUACAUAGAAGACUUACACUGGGCUAUACCACACAGUAGCAACCAGGACUCAUCUCUUGAAGGCCCCAUAGCAGGUAGAUUUUCUUACAUAUGUAAGGGACCACUAUCGCAGGAAUGUGCAAUCUCACCCAGAGUAGAGCUAAGAGAUAACUAUAUCAUUAUGGUUGACUUUGGCAAAGCACAUCAUUGACAGUUCUGCCCAUGGUGGGAUGGUGGUAUUGGUACAGUGCUCAAACCAGUGGAAGAGAUGUCACUUCAGCAGGUUUUAUAUUCAGGCCUCUCAACUGCAAAGCUUCUCUUGGUAGUUCACUCAGGAGUUUCACCUGCGGCUACUCUUCCCUCCUCCAGCUGGGCUCAGCUCCAAUUAAAUGUAAGUCCCAGAGCCUAGAGUCACUGAAAGGCAGUCUGCAGAUACAAAAUCUUUCCUUGACACAUCGUCCGACCAGCAGUAACCAAACUCGGCCUUAAAUACCAGUCCCAGCCCAUGUGAGGGACAUGACAUCAGAAUCAUCAGUCCCCCACAGUCGAAACUGGAACUGGCACAUUUUCCCCUCUCUCAUCAGUAAUGGCAGCUAGGGCAGUACUUCACAUAGCUAUAUUUCUUUCAAAAGUACUAACGCAACACUAUGGUCAUCACUUCACUAGAGGGUCUACCCUUAUCAAUGCUGUGGCACCAUUACCAAACAUUCACAUGUUAACAUAUCAAGCAAAUUUAAAUAACAGAGUUUAAUUACAAUAACUUCUCCUGGUAAAGUGGGAAAUCUUUCUGUUCACCUUACAUAAAACCCCCCUCCCGAUUUCACAAUUGCUGUACUCCACAAUUACACGCAACCUAAGACAAUAAGAAUUGCAACAUACUGUAGCAUGAACCACAUUAAAACACUUUUAGUUCUAUAAUAAAGUCUUAGCUUUUUAAGAUAAACUAUGGCAUCUUAACCACAGCACCAUAAUUGACAAUCACUGGUACAUUAACAGUUAUUGGCAUCUGUACGAGGCUUUUGUAAUCAUAUAAAAUGUCUCCUCUCCUAACUGCUAUCUUAUUUUUGUCAGAUAUCUCAGGAAACUCUGACCCACAAACUCACUGGGCUUCUCUCUAUCAGCUUUUCCUGGUUCCCCCUUUAGCCUCUGGCUUGUGCUUCUCCUUGACUGCUUCCUCCCCUGUGACUACUUCCUUCAGCUCCUGAGGUGGUUGCAUCAUCCUCUCCCAGGGAUAAUAUCAAUUGCACCUCAGCAACUCUGAAGUGUUGGCCUGCCUGGCCCUGCCUACUCAAGGCAUGUCCAGUGGCGUCUGCUUUAGGUCCUGAAAAGGAGCAAACAAGUUGGGCUCCUUUUCAUUCUCAUACCAGAUCUCUGGUUCUCUGUAGAUUUUUGGCCAGUAAUAACUACGGCCCACCACCACCAUGGCUCAUGUUCCCAUUUUUAUUUGAAUCUCAGUCCAUACCAGAAAUUGUGGAGGUAUUCAUAAUGACCUAGCAUCCCAACUGGCCAUCUUUUGACAAACAGCUGUUCUCCACUGUAAUACUACUACGUGAAUCCAAACCCCUUCUUUACAUCUAAGUCCCUAUUUAGUGUUACUGAUAGAAUCUUUCAGCUGACAGCCCUGUCAGCAGUUCUCUCAUUUUUGGUCCCUAUUUACCCAUUGCAAUUCCAAGGACACUUCUGCAUUUCUGGAUGGUCUAGGUUCCAAAGUGUUAGGCUGCCCUCUGUCCUGCAAUUGGGUCACUAACAGCUCAUCCAAUCCAUUCAGUACCACAAUACAAACCCCCACCCCCAGACUGUCAUGGUCAUGUCUAUAUUCGGUCUGGGAAUCCUACAUAGUAACAUAGUAACAUAGUACAUAAGGCCGAAAAAAUACAUUUGUCCAUCCAGUUCGGCCUGUUAUCCUGCAAGUUGAUCCAGAAGGAGGCAAAAAAACCCUGUGAGGU
Bufo gargarizans (Asiatic toad) is the source of this 5184-nucleotide messenger RNA. RefSeq names its product anthrax toxin receptor 1-like. Lineage: Eukaryota; Metazoa; Chordata; Amphibia; Anura; Bufonidae. Gene Ontology annotation, molecular function: signaling receptor activity. Gene Ontology annotation, cellular component: membrane. Bases 72 to 1694 code for a protein of 540 amino acids. The record is from RefSeq and is a predicted model, not a curated record. The transcript is spliced from 18 exons.